GCGGGGCGGCCGAGCCGCCCGCCAAUCCACGCUUUGCAGGCAGGGAGCGCGGGGCCGCGGAACGGGCAAGGAGAACUGCCUAGCCGAGGACGGACACAAGGCCUCCGUCUUCAGAGCCCCCGAAAGAAAGCGAGGGAGGACGAGAAACGACGAGAGGAAGGGAUUGGAAGGGAAGGCAGCCCCCAGUUAUCACCGCCUUAAAGCCAACUCAACAGCGUAACGCCUCUUUGCACCGCACAGCCUGACGGGAGCCUCAGCCUCUAGGUACAGGCUGCGCCCGCAACGCGCCCCUGACACCGCCCCUUGCCGCGGGGCACGCUGGGAGAGCCGAGUUUCCCCCUCCCUCUAGUAAAUGGGCGAGCAGAAGGGUAUUUCCGGUGUUAACGACUAUCUUUACGGAAGGGGUGGGGUUAAUCCUGUCCCGCCCUUCCUGACCGGCCGGGCGAAGACUGACAGUCUUCGGCAAGCGCUAAGGCCCGCCCCUGCACCGGAAGGAGGAAGGCGGGGGAGUCGAACAGGCGUCAGGCGCGGUGUCACGUGCCGCAACUGCUGGUGGAGAGAAGAAAAGGGCGGGACCCCGGACGGAGGGGCGGGGUGCCCUCCUUUCCCUUGGGUCACGCGCGGCAGGAAGUGGUUCCCGAAACGGAGUAUUCGAGAUGGGGACUGCCCUGGACAUUAAGGUUAAAAGAGCGAACAAGGUUUAUCACGCCGGGGAAAUGCUCUCCGGGGUGGUGGUCGUAUCUGGGAAGGAUUCGGUCCAGCACCAGGGAGUCUCCUUGACAGUGGAAGGAACCGUGAACCUCCAACUCAGCGCCAAGAGUGUGGGUGUGUUCGAAGCAUUCUAUAAUUCUGUUAAGCCCAUCCAGAUUAUCAACAGUACCAUCGAAAUGGUGAAACCAGGAAAAUUUCCCAGUGGCAAAACAGAAAUUCCUUUUGAAUUUCCUCUGCACGUGAAGGGUAACAGAGUUCUGUAUGAGACUUACCACGGCGUGUUUGUCAACAUUCAGUAUACCCUGCGCUGUGACAUGAGGCGGUCCCUGCUGGCCAAGGACUUGACCAAGACCUGUGAAUUCAUCGUUCACGCUGCUCCUCAGAAGGGGAAACUGACUCCGAGUCCCGUGGACUUCACUGUCACACCUGAAACCUUACAGAAUGUCAAAGAGAGAGCCUUGCUCCCCAAAUUUCUCAUCAGAGGACAUCUCAACUCGACCAACUGUGUUAUCACACAGCCGCUAACGGGAGAGCUGGUGGUGGAGAGCUCGGAGGCCGCCAUCAAAAGCAUCGAGCUGCAGCUGGUGCGCGUGGAGACCUGCGGCUGUGCAGAAGGGUACGCCCGCGAUGCCACAGAGAUUCAGAACAUUCAGAUCGCCGACGGGGACGUUUGUCGGGGCCUCUCUGUCCCCAUAUACAUGGUCUUCCCCCGGCUCUUCACCUGCCCGACACUGGAGACCACCAACUUCAAAGUGGAGUUCGAGGUUAACAUCGUUGUGCUGCUUCACCCUGAGCACCUCAUCACAGAGAACUUCCCGCUGAAGCUCUGCAGGGUGUAGCCGGGAACAGGUGGAAACGCAGCCAUGCCGACCUACGGGAGCCGAAGCCGGCGGCACCGAACUUGCUUUCUUGAUGGUUCUGUUUCAGAAAUGAGUCUGACCCUUCUUCCUCAUUCCCUCGAGGCCCCUCUAGUCAGAGCUUCCCUUUGAAAUUCGUCAGGAUUUCUUCAUGGCGUUGGCAAGAUUGUAUCCCAGACAGUAAAUUUCCUGUGACUCCUGACUAACUUGCUCCUUUUUAGGUUCAGAGCACAGUUGUAACAGAGUCUGAACUUUGCUGGAAAGUGAGGUCAGGGACAAAGGAAACCGCCUGUCUGGCUGACGGUUGUGGCCAGGGCUCCCGACAGCUCCCCGACCCCGCAGGGUGGCGACAGGCGUGCUGGUUGCUCAUGACGUUGGCGGACGCCCGCCAAGGAGGGCGCCGUGGUGCCCGCUGCAGAUGCGCAGAGUGUUUCCCACUCUGUUCUCUUUUAUAAUAUUUGUCGUGAUAACUUCAGAACUUCUGGGGACCUGGGGAAAGUGUGCUUUGCCCUCCCUGGAGUGAGGGGAUCUGGUGACCACGGCUGGUGCUGGAGUAUUUCUGAGUCUCAGGACCUGGUGGGAAGUUGCCUGCUGCCGUCUUCCCAGAGUCCGUUUAAGUGCGAGGUUCUGUCGGGGAUAAAAACACGUGUCCACGCCCGUCGUUGUUGCCUGGGUUCUGAGUGGCAGGGGACCCGGGCCCAGGCCAGCAGUGAAGACCCCUCUGUGCUGGGCGGGACCUGGACCUGAUGAACUUGGCCCACCUCCAUCCCACCUGAGGGACCUGCGUUGGUGGGGUGGGGGGAGGUAGUUUGGCCUGAAGCCAUUUUCUCCUUCGCCUCCUGUGGGGACUUGCAGUGUAGGGUGGGUCUGUUGCAACACAUUUCUUCCUUCACAUCCUGCUGUUGUUUCUCUGGGCCCACAAUUAACCUCAGAAGUAAGCCGCGCACUGUGCACGCUGCCUGGCCUUCCUCUCCUGAGGGAAUAACUAUCACCUGAAGAGCUGCCAGCAGCCCGGCCGCCUUUACCAUUUUGUUCAACCUCGAGGGGCCCGGGCGAGGGCCAUUUCCUUGCCCUUCUUGGACGGGCACCUCCACCAUCAGUUAUUAAGGAAAACUCGGACGUUUGGGCGUCUUGGGCAGCAGCAGUCCCACUACUGCCCUGGCUGGAGCUGGGGGUGUCCGUUGUCAGGUUCUCCCGUUACAGCAGGGGCAAGGGGAGGUGAAGGAAAGAGGCCGUGAACCUAAAACAGUACGUUUUUUUGGGAAAUGCCGGGUUAGGCAGGAGCACCUCUGGCUCUUGGAGCUCCAGCGGAAAUGGGGCCUCGCUCUGGUUCUCAGCCACAUCGUGAGUUCCACAGGAAAGGUGAGAGGUCAGUCAGAAAUAAAGCGUUCAAAAAAGAAGCCAAAA
This is a messenger RNA of Balaenoptera ricei (Rice's whale), 2975 nucleotides long. RefSeq names its product VPS26 endosomal protein sorting factor C (gene VPS26C). The transcript is spliced from 8 exons. Gene Ontology annotation, cellular component: endosome. The record is from RefSeq and is a predicted model, not a curated record. The coding region runs from base 657 to 1550 and encodes 297 amino acids. Gene Ontology annotation, biological process: intracellular protein transport. Lineage: Eukaryota; Metazoa; Chordata; Mammalia; Artiodactyla; Balaenopteridae.